GCCGCCGCCGGCUCCUCCUCCAGGGAGGGAGGGGAUCGCGCCUUCGACGCCGCGGGGAGCAGACGCCGCCGAGCCGGCCCGCCCGUGCUCCCGUUUCUCCACUGGUGCCAACCAGCAAUGGAGUUGGCCUGAAAAACACCACCGGUUCACAACACUGGCUCUUCAGCUUGGCUGUAGACAGUGCCAGGCAAGCCUGCCGUGCUGCCCACUGACCCUGCGUGCGCAGAGGAAAGACAAGUGAGCCCUGUGGCACCUCUUGUGAUGUCGGCCCUGACCGUGGCUGCCGGCGAUUGCAGGCGUGGGAAGGAACGCGGGUGCCAUCAGCCACUUGGACCAUGGUUCGACGAGGCCUAAUGGCUUGGUUCUCUCGGCUGGGAAUCGUGCUGCUGGUUCUCUGCUGCUCGCUAUCGGUGCUCUACAUGUUGUCCUGCAGCCCCAGAGGUGACACGCGGCACCAGAGCCUGGCAGGACAAGAGGAGCUCCACGCUCUCCUCCAGGAGCAAGAAGAGCACCAGCAGGGCUACAUCAGCAGCCUGAAGAGGCAGCUGGUCCAGCUGAAGGAGGCCCUCCAGGAGAGGAGCCAGCAGCUGAAGAGCAGCCUCAGCAAUGCGACGACCGUGGGGGGCGGGCUGGAGCAGGCACCUCCCCAGAGGACCCCAGCCGAUCUCUGGCGGUUCCUGCACUCCCAGCUUGACAAAGCAGAGGUGCACAGGGGUGUGAAGCUGCCCAGUGAGUAUGCGGCCAUGCCCUUUGAGAGCUUUACCCUGCAGAAGGUGUACCAGCUGGAGACGGGCCUGACGCGCCACCCUGAGGAGAAGCCGGUGCGGAAGGACAAGCAGGAGGACCUGGGAGAGGUGAUUGAGGUGGGCCUGGAGACUUUGAACAGGAUGAAGGACAAGGACAGGGCCCAACAGCGGGGGUUGUCCAACUCAGACUUGGUAGAAGGCAUCUGCCGGACAGAAAGAGACAAAGGCACCUUAUAUGAGCUGACAUUCAAAGGAGACAGAAACUACGAAUUCAAGCGAGUUGUCCUGUUCAGGCCAUUUGGUCCCAUCAUCAGAGUCAAGAGUGAAAAUCUCAACACUGCCCAGACCCUUGUGAACGUCAUUGUCCCACUGGCCAAACGGGCUGGCAAGUUUCAGCAAUUCAUGCAGAACUUCAGGGAAAUGGGCAUCCAGCAGGAUGGGAGAAUUCACCUCACAGUUGUUUACUUUGGGAGAGAACAAAUGAGGGAAGUCAAAGGAAUCCUGGAAAACACCUCCAAAUCAGCACACUUCAAGAACUUCACCUUCAUCCACCUGAACGAAGACUUCUCAAGGGGAAAAGGACUGGAAGUCGGGGCUCGUGUCUGGAAAGGCAGCAACGUGGUUCUCUUCUUCUGCGAUGUGGAUAUCUAUUUCACGGCCGAAUUCCUCACCAUGUGCAGACUCAAUACACAGCCAGGGAAGAAGGUAUUUUAUCCUGUUCUUUUCAGCCAGUAUAACCCAAGCCUAGUUUAUGGGCACCAGGAUGCCAUCCCUCCCCUAGAACAGCAGCUGGUUAUUAAAAAGGAGACCGGGUUUUGGAGAGACUUUGGGUUUGGGAUGACUUGCCAAUACCUCUCGGAUUUCAUCAACAUUGGAGGCUUUGAUCUUGGGAUCAAAGGCUGGGGCGGGGAAGACGUGCACCUGUACCGGAAAUACCUCCGUAGCAACCUCCUGGUGGUCAGAAGUCCAGCCCGGGGUCUUUUCCACCUCUGGCAUGAAAAGUUCUGUCCAGAUGAGUUGACCCCAGAGCAAUACAGGAUGUGCCUCCAGUCGAAGGCUAUGACCGAGGCCUCCCCUGGCCAGCUGGGCAUGCUGCUCUUCAGAAAGGAAGUGGAGGCUCAUCGGCACAGAAAGAAAGCCAGUGCUAAGAAGACCUGAAACCCAUACCCCACCCCCCACCCCACAAAAAGUCUGGCUGGUGUCAAGAUUAAAAGGGGCUUCUAAAAACCACAGCUAGAGAAACAAGAUGUGCCCGUGAUGGAUGGACAGAAAAAAAAUGUCCCAGUGACCAAAGUCCUUCCUUCCUAAGGUUUCCCCCUCUCACCUGGGUGUGCUCCACAUACACAGUCGGGGUCAAUACAGAAGGUACAAAGAACAACUUCAAUGUUGCUCAUUGUUAGGGGAAGGCAGAUGACCUUUCAAGUGCACUUAACAUGUGAUGACAUCCUAUGAAGCUUUCAGUUUUAUCAGAGGGGUAGGUGGGCUGGUGGUCACAAAAGACUCUCUUGAAGUCCAACCCGAGGCAGGACCUUGAAGGACAGAGGGGGUGGGGCUGAAGUGCCACGACUCCCAUCCAGCUUUACCCUGACCCAGCUCCUGUCAAGCACUCUUGCAUGCAGGGAGUGGCCCCAUCAGAGGAGGCCCAGCAGGCUCUGGCCUUUUGCAGCCCAUGCGCAGAUGCCGCUGAGAAGUUCUGAAACGUCUCAAAAACAAAAUGAAGAAAUAUGGGCAAGUUUUAACCAGAGACAAUCACUUUAUCUAAGAAGGAACAUCUGGACCAAACCAGAGGAGCUGCAGGAAGGCAAACAUUAAUGGACCACCUGUGCCUUUCUCACUGGGCUGUGGCAUUGGGGGGCACCAUUCUCCUGUACUCGCACUGCUGCCCAGAGAUAUUGGGAGGAAGCUAUCUUUUCUCUCGUGGGGCAAAAAGUGCACAAGGGUAUCUUUUCAGGUUGGAAAAGGCAUUGUUCUGUAAAUAUAAGUGUUUAAGAAUAAAAUCUGGCAAAGUUA
This is a messenger RNA of Heteronotia binoei (common prickly gecko), 2756 nucleotides long. It is a transcript of the gene CSGALNACT1, whose product is annotated as chondroitin sulfate N-acetylgalactosaminyltransferase 1. Gene Ontology annotation, molecular function: glucuronosyl-N-acetylgalactosaminyl-proteoglycan 4-beta-N-acetylgalactosaminyltransferase activity. The transcript is spliced from 8 exons. Lineage: Eukaryota; Metazoa; Chordata; Lepidosauria; Squamata; Gekkonidae. Bases 336 to 1904 code for a protein of 522 amino acids. Gene Ontology annotation, cellular component: Golgi cisterna membrane. The record is from RefSeq and is a predicted model, not a curated record.